AUGGACAGUGGGAUCCACACUCUGGAGGUUGGCGAGGCUGAUGUCAACUGGGAGCUGAUCCGGGACAAGGUCGUCGAGGAGCGCUUCGGGCCGACGGUGGUGCCGGUGCCCUUCCUGGAGGACGCCGCCUCCUACGACCUGCUGACGGUGCUGAUCAAGAAGGCGCCGCUGGGCCAGGGCCUCCUGCGCCGGCAGCGCUGCCUGGUGCCCGUCGGGCCGCUGGAGCACCUGCUGGCGGGGGGCGCGGCGGCGGCGGCGCGGGAGCUGACGCACUGCACGCGCGAGUACAACGCCCGCGUGCGCGGCGAGUCCCGCUACGAGGAGACGCGGCUGGCGGGCGGCGCCCUGCGGCACCUGCGCCUCACCAUGGCCGGCGUCCACAAGAAGGUGGCCUUCCUGGUGCUGCGCCCCGGCGCGGUGGCCCUGCGCCCGGACCUGCCCUGGCUGCGCGCGCGGAGCAGCAUCUACGUGGUCUACGAGGUCUUCUACUGCGGCAGCCUGACGCUGGCCGUCACCCAGGGGGCGGCGCAGCGCAGCUUCCACCGGGCGCAGCCCCUCCCGGUGGCCUUCUCCUGCCUCAAGUUCGCCCUCAGCGGCAAGGGGGUGCUGGGCUCCCAGAAGCCCAUGGGCCACAGCUUGCCCGCGCGGGCGGCCUGGGUCCGAAUGGCCGUGCUGGAGGCCCCCGGCCCGGCGGCGCCCUUGGAGACCGCCCCGCCCAGGGACAGCCCCGCCGGCCGCAAGCGGUGGAGGCCCCUGAGCAAGGCCUCCCGGAGCCUGGCAGGGAAAUGGCCCUUCCGGCAGCACCACCCCAAGCGGGGACCCUCCCCUGCCAGCCUGGCCGACCCGGAGAGGCACUCCAUGUCUCUGCCCCUCCUGCAGAGUGUCAUGGCCGAGAGCGACACGGAAGAGUGAGCCACCAAGAGCCACCGCAGGCAAUAAAGCCUU
This is a messenger RNA of Rhineura floridana, 945 nucleotides long. It is a transcript of the gene C5H11orf42, whose product is annotated as chromosome 5 C11orf42 homolog. The coding region runs from base 1 to 912 and encodes 303 amino acids. The record is from RefSeq and is a predicted model, not a curated record. The transcript is spliced from 3 exons. NCBI's taxonomy places the organism in Eukaryota, Metazoa, Chordata, Lepidosauria, Squamata, Rhineuridae.